AUGCGCCAGUUCCCUAAUCUUCGCAGCCCUCCACUGGUCCCUCUCCAGCAGUUCCUUGUCUUUGUUGAACUGGUGAGCAGUUCCAGUUGGCCAGAGUUGGUUUCUUUGUGGAGAACCACAGCAUUGAACUGGAAUAAAUACUUAAAAGUGCAGAACUUCUCCCUGUGUCCUUUGGCUGUCUGGAGGUUUAGGGAGCUCACCUGUGAAUCUCGUCAGGAUUCAGAGAAGUCAUCUCCUGCUUCUGCUGAAUUCCAGCAAUCUGCCCCAGAUCCAAGAGCGGGAUACAUGGCUUCCCACAGGAAGAUUGUGGAUAGAAUAGAUGACAACAAAGAUGGCUACCUGACAACAGAGGAGUUAAAGAACUGGAUUAAACGGGUACAGAAACGCUAUAUCUAUGAAAAUGUGGCUAAAGUUUGGAAAGACUACGAUCUCAACAAGGACGAUAAAAUUGCCUGGGAAGAAUACAAGCAAGCCACAUAUGGUUAUUAUCUAGAAAAUCCAGAAGAGUUUCAAGAUGCAACCGAUCAGCACAGCUUUAAGAAAAUGCUGCCCAGAGAUGAAAGACGAUUCAAAACUGCAGAUCUAGAUGGAGACUUAGCUGCAACUCGUGAAGAAUUCACCGCUUUCCUUCACCCAGAAGAGUUUGAGCAUAUGAAAAACAUUGUUGUCUUAGAAACCUUAGAAGACAUAGACAAAAAUGAGGAUGGUUUUGUGGAUCAAGAUGAGUACAUUGCUGAUAUGUUUGCAAAUGAAGAGGGUGGACCAGAGCCUGACUGGGUGAUUACAGAGCGCGAGCAGUUUGCAGAUUUUCGUGACAUCAACAAGGAUGGAAAGAUGGACAAAGAGGAAAUUCAGCAGUGGAUUCUCCCACAAGACUAUGAUCAUGCACUGGCUGAAGCCAGGCACUUGGUCUAUGAAUCGGAUGUAGACAAGGACCAAAAACUAACAAAAGAGGAGGUUCUAGACAACUGGAACAUGUUCGUUGGAAGUCAAGCUACUAAUUAUGGGGAGGACCUCACAAGAAACCAUGAUGAACUAUGA
Molecule: messenger RNA, 1041 nt
Organism: Nestor notabilis (Kea)
Lineage: Eukaryota; Metazoa; Chordata; Aves; Psittaciformes; Psittacidae
Product: reticulocalbin-1-like
Exons: 7
Coding region: 1-1041 (346 amino acids)
Cellular component (GO): endoplasmic reticulum
Molecular function (GO): calcium ion binding
Source: RefSeq, a predicted model, not a curated record